AUGCCACGAAUUGACCCUUCGGGUCUGUCAGAUAGUCAGCAUGCUAAAAAAGCCAGCCAUUGUAUCGAUAGUUUACGACGUCUUGGUGCUCUUCAUGCCGUUGAUUUGCCAACUGUUGUGUUCUGUGGUAAUCAUUCUGCGGGGAAGAGUAGUUUGUUGAAGGCUAUUUCCGACAGCACAUGUACCCGAUGUGUAAUGGAAAUGGAAUCAAAAGAAUCCUGGCAAUGUCAAUUAAAACUAAGAAAAGAAUAUGACGACUAUGGCGAUGAAAAAUUAUCACGCCCAUUAGAAUUUGAGUUCGGUAGCCUUAUCAACGACACAACCGAUGUAGAACACAUGGCAAGACGUGCACAGAAAGCUCUUAAUCUUAAAGAGAAUUGGACUAAAUACAGUGGCGAUCAAAA
Molecule: messenger RNA, 404 nt
Organism: Ambispora gerdemannii
Lineage: Eukaryota; Fungi; Glomeromycota; Glomeromycetes; Archaeosporales; Ambisporaceae
Source: the annotation of a GenBank genome assembly